This is a messenger RNA of Pseudonaja textilis, 1971 nucleotides long. RefSeq names its product heparan-alpha-glucosaminide N-acetyltransferase (gene HGSNAT). Gene Ontology annotation, biological process: lysosomal transport. Gene Ontology annotation, cellular component: lysosomal membrane. NCBI's taxonomy places the organism in Eukaryota, Metazoa, Chordata, Lepidosauria, Squamata, Elapidae. The record is from RefSeq and is a predicted model, not a curated record.
GGGAGAAAAAGAGGGCAGGAAGCUGCCUCCGCCUCCGCCAGCAGAGUGGUCCGCUCCUCCGUUUUCGAGCAAAGAAGGAAGAGAGGUGGCAAGUAUGGUGGUUUCGGAUUGUCUGGGUCGCCCGGCAGCCUAUCUCGGGGGGGCGCUUAUUGCACUCCUUGUGUCGGGCUUAGCUCAGCCCCAUGAUACAUCCAGACGGCCUCUGUGGAACUUAAAAAUGGAUCAAGCUUUAUUACGAAUUCAUAAUGAAUUGCUCAUUGACAACUUGUCCAUUUAUUGGGUCUCAGAUUAUUGCUAUAAGUGUUUGGAACAGGAGCUGAUUUCUGUCCAGAUGAACAGAACAUCCAAAGAAACUCACUUUGUAGCUAUUGAUACUCAGCAUGCCCUCACGCUGAAGGUCAAUGAUUCUAAAGAAGGAAAAGAAUUGUGCAGGAUUCAUUAUCAUUUUGGAGAAUAUGGAAACUAUUCUUUAAGGAUUAGGCAUCUCCAGAGUAACAUUAUGAACGUUACGUGUGAUAUAAUUAUCAGUCAAAGUCCUCUCAACAGCUAUCUCCCUAUUUUAUUUGCAUUUCUCAUCUACGUGGGUAUUUUCAUUAUUCUGAUGAUUGGAAAGAUUUUCAUAAACACUGAACGAGUAAGAAAUUGGUUCUUCAAAAAGAUGGAUCCUAGAGAAACUGAUCGACUUAUUAAUUCAGAACUUGGAUCCCCAAGUAGAACAGAUUCCAUUGGUGGUGAAUUCCCAAUAGGAGUAUGGAACACUACUUCCUCUCUACCGAGACUUCGUUCCCUGGAUACCUUCAGAGGCCUGGCACUUACAAUUAUGGUCUUUGUGAAUUAUGGUGGAGGAAAAUACUGGUUCUUCAAGCAUCAGAGCUGGAAUGGCUUAACAGUAGCAGACCUCGUCUUUCCAUGGUUUGUAUUUAUUAUGGGCACCUCUGUUUCACUGUCUCUCAGUGCUAUGUUGAGACGGGGUUGUUCCAAAUGGCAGUUGCUGGGCAAAGUCUUAUGGAGAAGUCUCCUCCUAUUUUUAAUAGGACUCAUAGUUAUAAACCCAAAUUAUUGCCUUGGACCACUUUCUUUGGAUAAUCUACGAAUUCCAGGUGUGCUCCAAAGAUUGGCUUGCACUUAUUUUGUUGUUGCGACACUGGAACUGUUCUUUGCAAAACCUGUGCCUGAGAACAGUACUCUGACCUCCUACCCAGCUCUUCAAGAUAUUCUUCCUUAUUGGCCCCAGUGGCUUUUUAUGUUGGCCCUUGAAGGACUUUGGCUGUGCCUCACCUUCUUUCUGAGUGUACCUGGGUGUCCAAAAGGCUACCUUGGACCUGGUGGUAUUGGCAGUUUUGGAAACUUUCCCAACUGUACUGGAGGGGCAGCAGCUUACAUUGAUCAUUUGCUGCUAGGAGGAAAACAUAUCUAUCAACAUCCAUCUUCUAAUGUGUUGUAUCUCACUACAGUUCCCUUUGACCCUGAAGGAAUUUUAGGAACAAUAAAUUCUGUUCUUAUGGCAUUUUUAGGACUUCAGGGAGGAAAAAUUCUUUUGUUUUAUAAAGAUCAGCAUAAGCAAAUAAUUCUUCGAUUUUGUGUGUGGAGUAUAAUAAUGGGUGUCAUUUCUAUGGUGUUGACAAAAUGCUCAAAAGAUGCAGGCUUCAUUCCAAUUAACAAGAAUUUAUGGUCAAUUUCAUAUGUGACAACACUGAGCAGCUUUGCCUUUAUACUUCUGCUGUUGAUAUACUAUCUUAUAGAUGUUAAGAAGGUAUGGUCUGGUGCUCCAUUUUUCUAUCCAGGUAUGAACUCCAUUCUUGUUUAUAUAGGACAUGAAAUAUUUGAAGACUAUUUUCCUUUUAAAUGGAAACUGCAUGAUACACAAUCGCACAGCGAACAUUUGACUCAGGAUCUAAUUGCUACAUCUUUAUGGGUUAUCAUAUCAUAUAUACUCUACCGGAAAAGGAUAUUUUGGAAGAUAUAAUUCAA